UGCAAAUACCCAGGCAUCAAUUUCGCCUUGUAUUCGUGCGUCGUCAAUUCUCUUGCUGCAACUGUCUGGCCCAACAUCUCGGUCCCUUCGCCAAUCGUCGCCGUCCUUCAAUCAGCAGCAUCGCGACCAUGGGCAAGAAGAAGCGCGGCCACCCCGAUAUCGAGGAGGUCCUCGAGCGGCCAUGGUGCUACUACUGCGAGCGAGACUUUGAAGACCUCAAGCUCCUCAUCUCCCACCAGAAAGCGAAGCACUUCAAGUGCGACCGAUGCCAUCGACGGCUAAACACGGCUGGCGGUCUGUCGGUGCACUUGAACCAGGUGCACAAGGAGACUCUGCAGCAGGUCGAGAAUGCCCUGCCUAACAGACAGGGCCUCGAGGUGGAAAUCUUCGGCAUGGAGGGCAUCCCCGCAGACAUCCUCGAACAGCACCGCAACCGCAUCAUCCAGACCUUCUACCAGGCCCAGGAGAGCCGGCGCAUCGCCACCGGCAACCCCGUACCCGGCGGGCAGGGCAGCCAGCCGCCGCGCAAAAAGAUCAAAUACGAAAGCAAAGAGGAGUUGGUGUCUCGACUGGCUGAAUGGCGGGAGAAGCGCCGUGCGGACAAGGAAGCGAUCGCCAAGGGCGAACCCGUUGGCGGGCAAUACAAUGAACAGUACCAGCCCCAACAGCAGCCCCAGCAACAACAGCAAGGCCACGAACCGUCGCCGUACGGAUAUCCUGCAGGCGGCAACCUCCCAGCGCGGCCCCCUGGCGGCGGUGCACCGGCAGGUCUGCCGCCUCGACCCGAGGGCCAGGCGUGGAACACGGCCGCGGCGCCCAGUGACGAAAUUGACAAGAUGAUUCGGAUGGCUGAGGCGGGCAUCAAGCCGCCGGGCAAGGCGGACGAGGGUGCAGGAGACGAGGGCGAUAAGAAGGCAGGGAAGAAGGAGAAGAAGGGACGGCUGUUCUACGACGACCCUGACACCAGCCCAGAGGAGAAAAUGGCCCGGAUGCCGCGGUACGCUGUUGCAGGUGCGGCCUGAGAUGAGGGCUGCGCAGCCGUGCUAGUGGGAGUCAUUGAGCUGGGCGGAUAAGCACGCGCGGGCUUAUUGCUGGUUUUGCUUGGGACAAUACUUUGAUUGGCGUUUCGGAAUCGAUCUUUGCUACAUUUGCUGCGUAUAGCUGUAUGAUGUGUAUACAAGAAGGCAUGAGGGGAAAAAGCUCUGAUCGGUU
This is a messenger RNA of Purpureocillium takamizusanense, 1212 nucleotides long. RefSeq lists its product as uncharacterized. The transcript is spliced from 4 exons. Lineage: Eukaryota; Fungi; Ascomycota; Sordariomycetes; Hypocreales; Ophiocordycipitaceae. Gene Ontology annotation, cellular component: nucleus. The coding region runs from base 129 to 1022 and encodes 297 amino acids. Gene Ontology annotation, molecular function: DNA binding. The record is from RefSeq and is a predicted model, not a curated record.